AUGGCGGGAGAGGCAAGCGCUGAUAUCCCGACAGACGCAUCACGAGAUAUCCUCAGGCGAAUCCGCGACCACUUCGAGGCAUUCUGGAGGAAGCUGGUGGGUAAGCUGCAUUUGCGAGCCACACCAAAAUCUCCUACCUUCACAAAGCAGUCGACGCUACCCAACUCCCAGAAGGUGAACUGGCGCACGCAUAGCCGCCCUAGACCCACACUCACCCGGGCACGCAGGCCUGCUCGCCAACCCUACCGCAGCUCCACCACACGCCAGCCCGGCUCAUACCGACCACACGCUCCCAAUACAUCCUGGCGGAGACGGCACACGCCACAGCACCAACUACAGGCACAAAGGCGACACAGGGGACAAGGCCCAGGAAGAGAUCCUCGCUACCCGACAACAGCCAAGAUGCAGCGAUGUUCAGGAUUUUGGGACUGGCAGUACAAGGGCAAAAGGAAUAGUGCGGGACUCUUGGGGCAAAAUGCAGCUUGGCCCCAAAGGGGAAUUGGCUAA
Molecule: messenger RNA, 507 nt
Organism: Pelobates cultripes (western spadefoot toad)
Lineage: Eukaryota; Metazoa; Chordata; Amphibia; Anura; Pelobatidae
Source: the annotation of a GenBank genome assembly